Molecule: messenger RNA, 5008 nt
Organism: Dreissena polymorpha
Lineage: Eukaryota; Metazoa; Mollusca; Bivalvia; Myida; Dreissenidae
Product: neurogenic locus notch homolog protein 2-like
Exons: 8
Coding region: 1517-2458 (313 amino acids)
Molecular function (GO): calcium ion binding
Source: RefSeq, a predicted model, not a curated record
CGUUCUUCGAAGACUCGCAAUGGAAUAUUUUUUAUUUAAAUUUACUGCAUAUUUAUUGUUUUAUAAUCUUAAGCAUUACUCUUUUCAUUUUCCCGACAUGAGAGGGCUUUAUAGUUUUAUAUUGGCAGCCGCAAACUGUAUACGGUCAAAACCGAAAACUCAGGUCUACGUUGAAAGUGACUGUCUUGUAAUAAACCGCAAGUAUUUAAUAUAAGGAAAGUGACAGUUUCCUAUUCACUCCAGAAGAAUGCAUACACUUCAAGACUAAAUAACAAAAACUGAUUAUAAACUGGCUUUAUCGCCGAUAAGCAUCAAUGCAAAGCUUUAAUCGGUUCAACAGAGCACCAUAUCUAAAAUUUAGGUCUGCAUUUGAUAGAUUUCAACAAUGUGACAUUUUCCAGUUAUUAUAUUAGCAUUCAUUACUUAUUAGUAUCCGCUGUAGUUUCAUACCAUGUUCCCAGAUUAUAGCGGAUAUAUAGCCGAGCAUCAUUAUAUGUACACAUUUAAAGCUGAAUCGUGUUACUAAAUCAUUAAAUCGCAUGUGUGCAAGCAGGCCAUCAGAACUGUACUACAACCAGCAAAAUAUGACCGAUGUUGAUUUGUUUCUAAAUUCGCAUGGAAAAAAACACACACUCAUAUUACGAUAGAGUUUCAAGUUUGGUAAUGAAUUAUUUACACACAUUUUGGUCGUCUUUGGUUACCUAGAUUUAAAGAAAAACGUGAUUUGAACUGGGCCUUUAUAUUGUAAAGAUAAACAUUCUGAUCGUGUUAUAUCAAGAUUUAUUGAAACGUGUUGUCUCUAGAGUCGUUACGAGAAAAAUGAAGACACAUGUCACAUCACGACAGACGCCGGACAAAUCACAAUACUAGUAGCUCACAUUGAAAACGUUUUGCUCAGGAAAGCUUUUAAAUGAAUGAAAUAAUACAGUUCACAUUGUUUAGUAGUUAACUACAAAAACAGUAUCUUCAGUAUAGCAUAUCUAUAAAACUAUAAAAGUGAAACAAAAAAACAAAUAGUCUUACAUUCAGAACUCCUAUGGUCGCAAGUUUACUAGAUUUAUAAUCUUAGCAGUACUGAGUGUUAAGUGUGAAGUGGUCUUUUUAAAAUGCGUAUCGUUCAAACACCAAUGUGCUUUAUCAGAUAGUGAGACAUGAAAACAAAUAUGAGCCUGCAUGUGAACGAGAUUGGAAAAAUUAAAAAAACGAUACGCUAAAUUUAAAUUUAAGCGAAUAAAUAUGACUGGUUUAGAUGGGUAAAGUUUAUCAACCAGUCACUAACAACUAAAGAUAAAACAACAACAGUUACUGAUAACUAAAUGACAAAGAACCCUUAACCAGAGGUACAUGUACAUGCGUUGAUGCUACUUGUCUUUUAAGUAUUCCGUUUUAAUUCGACUAUCUCUAUUUGGAUAGUCCCAAUUGUUUUAUCUUUGAAUAACUUUACAGUUGACGAUUUGAACUUUUUGGCUUGUAAAGUAGUAUUGAAACACUUAAGUAUGUAUACACAUUUGUACACAUGAUAACCUAUGUUCCGUCUAGCAUGGUUUCACAUUUAAUUAAAUGCAUAACCGUUGGAUUUAUUUUCGCUUUUGUAUUCAACUACUCUAAGGCGCUUAUUACGGAUCCUUGUGCAGAUCUGCCAUGCAGUAUUUACGGGACUUGUAACAUUACUAUACAGGGACUUUGUAGAUGUAUUCAAGCGGGACAUCAGCUUCCAAAUUGUACCGACAUCGACGAGUGUAUAAGCGGUCACAGAGAUGUAUGUUUGCAUAGAGGAUUUUGCAAUAACACUGAUGGCGGUUUCAUAUGCACGUGUCUAGCUGGUUGGGAGGGCAAACAUUGUCAAGAUCGAAACAAAUCGGUAAAUGAAACGUGCAUGCCAGGUUAUUUUGGCGAUGGGUGCAAAAAUACUUCUUGUGACCAUGGGUAUCCCGAACAUAAUCCAGACUUCCACAUCACAAAUAAUACAAUACGAUGCGUUUGUGAUGAAGGCUGGAACAAGUCACGUCCGGAUUCACCGUGCGAUAUGGAUAUCGAUGAAUGUUUAGAAACAAACCCUUGUUUAAACAGCGGCACUUGCAGUAAUACAAAUGGAAAUUAUCAUUGUUCGUGUGUUUUCCCAUGGUCUGGCAAGAACUGUUCUGAAACCAAAACAGAAGAAACAACCACGUUCUUGUCUAGAACUUCAACAUCUCAAGAAACAGUGAACGUAGGUCCUAUGAAUGCACUAAGGUCUUCAGGUAACGUUUGCCGUGGCCCUGGCACUGGACUGGCGGCUGGAUUGUCUGUUGGAGGGAUUGUUGUUAUUGCCGUUGUAAUCGUAUUUUUGGUGCUGAAAUUUAAGUACAAGCACUCGUCAUCUGAUAUACUAUCCUGCAAGCUUAAGCGGUCCGUUAAAGUUAGUGCGUCCCUAGAAUCUUUCGGAGAGAACACACACGAGAUCGGACACACCCAAUGAAGAUCUGAUUUCCCGAAAAACACAAAGCACUAGGCCCUGCCACUGUCAAUCAGCAUUCUAAGAUAGACACUGAACGAUGAGAAAGAUUUAACUUUCUAUGCUUGUAUCCGUAUUUUAUUUUUCGUCCGUAUUUUUGUUUCCGUCCAUUUAAUUGUAUGUGUUGUCCAAAUAGUAUAUGAGCCGUUUAUUAAGUAGCACAUCUGCUUUGUUUCUGUUUAAAUUGUCUAAACAAUUCAUGCAAAUAGUAUUACCAAUUACGAAUAACAGAGACUUAAAUGUGAUUACCAUUUGCAUCUAUCCGUCUGUCUGUCUGUCUGUCCUUAACAAAAAAAUGGACAGGAGAAAAUCUCAUAAUCCUUUCAACGUACAAUUCAAACUGGCAAGCAUUGUUCCAUAUGUAACAUUUGGUGUGUAAAAUUGUAUAUUUGCCAUAUUCUAUGUUCCAUACAAUCGUGAUCAUAUAAACAAUGUACAAACAACUUUAUAAAGACGUGUAAAAAACAUAACUAAAACCUAAACACUCGUUUCCUCUGAAAUAAAUUAAAAGGUCCCUAACUCUACAUAUUCGGUAUGUAACAAUUCAUUGUAGCCAUCGACACAAUUUGUUCAAAUAAUACCCAUGGAGUAAAAACUAUACACUUAAAGAUCAAAUUUUUAUUAUUACCAUUGUCUGUACAUGUCAACAAAUAAUUAUACUGUUCGGUUUAGUGAGUGUUUUCUUCACUACAGUGAAAUCAUUGCAAAGUUCUAGUUGUAUCAGUUGUUAAUGUAAUGUGAUACUAAAUCGAGACUUUUCGAUAUGUGACUCACAUUAAUACACAUAAAAAGCUGUUCAUCCAUAGCCGAUAUUUAUGAAUGUUUUAAUUUUUUGCGUAUACCAAAUAUUUGGAUUGUAAAAUGGUAUGCGCUGAACAUACACUCAACCUUAAAUGCUGUACUAGAGAAAUCGCUCUGUAGACAACAUACUGAGGAAGUUUUUGUUAUUGUCGGCUCUGACUUACGUUUUGAGGGCUAUGAAACAAUUAUUUAUAAAAAGCAAAUAUCUCAUUUAUAUUUCACCCGAAUAUUAUGUAUACAAGGUAGAUAUUUGCAAUUGUUUAAUACAUCGAAUAUAAAGAACAAACAAAUACAUGUUGUUCCGUUCUUGUAUUGAAGUACAUUUUGAAUGUCUUAUAUAUUUGCGAAAAAACUCAGCAUGUACAGAACAUUGUUGCUUUUUAUGAUGAAUAAUACGCCACUUCAGGUCUGUAUCAUUUAGGUUGUUGUUAUAAAUUUUAAAAUGAUUUGUUUGUUAUAUAACUUGAAAUUAUGUCGUAUUGGCUGCUUUGAAUUAUAUCUGCAAGUACUAUUAUGUUGUAAUUUAGUAACUUAUAUUACAUUUUCCAAGAUGCAUUUGCAUGUAUGUUUUGGAGAUAAUUAAUUGUCUUCAAGGGAUGGUGAUUACGUUGGCCAUUGUAAUCCAUCCGACUGUGAACAUUUAUUUCCGAAACACUCUAACAAAAUUUACACGAAAAUUAAUACACCGGGAACGUCUUAAGAGUAUAACAUAACAAUAACUACACUGGUAACAUAUCAAGGGAUUCACGCGACAAAUACUACACCGGAAUCAUAUCAAGAGAUUCACACUACAAUUACUUUAUCGGAAACAUAUCAAUAGAUUCACACGACGAUUACUACACCGGAAUCACACAAGACAUUCACACGACAAUUACUACACCGGAAUCACAUUAAUACAAUUCACACGACAAUUCCUACACCGGAAUCAUAUCAAGAGAUUCACACGACAAUUACUACACCGGAAUCGCAUCAAGAGAUUCACACGACAAUUACUAUACCGGAAUCACAUCAAGAGAUUCACACGACAAUUACUACACCGGAAUCACAUCAAGAGAUUCACACGACAAUUACUACACCGGAAACAUAUCAUGAGAUUCACACGAGAAUUACUACACCGGAAUCAUAUCAAGUGAUUUACACGACGAAACUUACUACACCGGAAACGUCUCAGAGAGAUUAACACGACCAAUACUACAGCCAGGUAUAGAAACCGAUAAAGGUUUCACAAAGCGAUACUUAAAUAAAGCAAUAUUUCACGAAACAAAUAAUUGAACUGUUUCAAUAAGAUUGCGUUGAAGAGACUCGAGCCUAGAACCAUAAUUCAGAGCAAUACUGUGCUAACGCAAUUAAAUAGAUAAGCUGAAGAGUCGCUCAUGCGUUGCAUUAUUGUAUACUUUUCCACAAUGCAUCUAGUAUUAAAAAGAAUAUCACGCUUUUUAGAUGCGUCAGUGAUAAUUAGACUCAGCCAACCCAGUAUACGCAAAACGAUGUCGCCAUUAAUAAAGGCAGUAUUUACAACAUUGGUGGAAACUUUGAAUACUUCCGUCAUAGUCGCAUCAAAAAGAUCAUGAUGUUGUUGCUGUUUUGUUUUUGUUUUUGUUUUUCAAAUUUCACCAUUUUGAAAGAAAUUAUUAUUUAAUGUAAAAAUGUAUAUUAAGAUGCUAUAAAUAAGAUGCGUAUGUUGGUUUUAAAUCUUGAAACGCCAGUCAUAUU